UAAUCUCAGAUGCUUCUCUGAAUUCUCUUAUCCUACGGCUCACAUUUAUCAUUCUAUUCCUUUAUAUACAUUUCAUUGAGAAAUGGAAAGACAAGACGCAUUUUAAUUAUAAAUUGUCACAAAUUAAACAUGAAUGGAAUACUCGAAUCUCCGGUUGAAGCUCUUGCUUUCAAUUACUGGAGCUUCGAUGUUGUUUGGACGUGGAUUGCUGCCGUUGUUACCGCCGCGAUUACCUUCUGGAAGAUCAAAUCAUCUUCUUCAACGUUGCCCACACCAGAACCAGCAUUGCUAACACUAGCUUCAUCGCAGGUAGAAUUAAUGCGACUAUCAAAAGAGAGAACUUCUUCAACGCCGGCUAGUGCUGUGAUGUUGUUCGAUGAUGCUUUUUUGGUGAAAGAGGAAGGAACAAAAGGGAAAGUCACGGUGCAUUUUAAUCCAGAGGAUGAGGAUGGAGAUGAACGUAACGGCGAUGAUCAGGAAUUAGGAGAAGAGGACAAAAACGACGGCGUAGAGUGGUUUGAGAAUUGGGAGAAAUUGUUGAAAUUGAGAAAAGGGGAAAGGGGAUGGUAUUGUUACCAGGAUAUGAAGCUAAUUAACGGCAGCAUAGUUAGAUUGUGGGACGGCACAAAAAAUAGUUAUCUCUGUUAGUGUUUUGUAGUAUUGAAAAAACUUUGAUAGUAAUAACAGUACUCAAAUUCAUAGUUGUAAAUAUUAUUGUACUCUUUUCCGAUGUUUUGUAGUAUUAAUAUCCAAGUAUUGAUGAUGAAAAACAGCAUUUUUGGGCGAUUUUUCGAUA
Messenger RNA from Solanum pennellii, 796 nucleotides. RefSeq lists its product as uncharacterized. The record is from RefSeq and is a predicted model, not a curated record. The coding region runs from base 130 to 648 and encodes 172 amino acids. Lineage: Eukaryota; Viridiplantae; Streptophyta; Magnoliopsida; Solanales; Solanaceae. The transcript has a single exon.